Closterium sp. NIES-67 is the source of this 7813-nucleotide messenger RNA. Lineage: Eukaryota; Viridiplantae; Streptophyta; Zygnematophyceae; Desmidiales; Closteriaceae. The record is from the annotation of a GenBank genome assembly.
AUUUGUCGUCCUAGGUGUUGGGAAGCUGGGGUCGUUUCGUUUGUGCUCUUUUCACAGUUAAUCCAGCUCGCUUUAGCACACUCUAUGCAGAUCGCGGUGCUCGCUUGUGAGGAUGUCUUUCCGGACUGUGCUGCUGUCCACCGGUGCCUUGGAUCUCUUCCUUCUGCUGUCGCUUUCAGCGUCCCGUUACCGCGCACUAGUUCCUGCCAUCAGAUAGUCGCCAGUCAGGAGGAGCAGCAGCGGCGGCGGCGUCGAUUUAAGAGUAGUUACCCUCGGCGCUGCGAGUCGAGGGAGUUAUCACCCCGAAGAUCCGUCCAGAAUCCCGAGCGUCAAUCUUAUCUCAGACUGUACAAAGAGCGUUAAUAUUCGUUAAUAUUCCCCUCUGUGAAUAGGUCCUCUCCCGCUAGCGCGGCGCUCGCGUCUCCAGAUCCGUUUUGCUGCCGCUAGGCCUUAAUUAGGUUCCUUCCCGGAGCCCUUCAUUUCUGAUAAUUCCUUACCCUGAUCAUUCCUGGUCAGUUCGAAAGCAGCCAUGCUCGAACACAUGCUCUCGACGGCGGCUCUCAUGCCGUCUCAAUCCGUCUCCGGCGCGGAUCCGGGAACUUCCAGGUGGAAGCGGUCCCGGAAACUCACUCCGAAGGCCCUUGCUCUUCACGCCAAGUCGAUCUCCCUCCACGCCAAGUCACUCGGACUGAAAAAGCUCGCUCCCCACGCGAGCCAAGUCUCCCUGUUCUCCAAUUCGUCGACGUCGACAGUAUACAGCAAAAAGAUCUUAAGGGACUCGUCAGGAAGAGUGUCCGGCAUCGCGAUGGGCAUCCGGCAGUCCAUGCGCGUGGGUCGUCUGCACCACCACCAUCGGCAGGUCGGCUCUACGGUGGUUACUGCAGCAGUCGAGGCCGUUUCGGGAGAGGGAAUCGCUGCGGAAGUGUCCAGGCUCGAAACGGCCGUUCAAUCCGGGAAAGUGCGGGACGUGCGGGACGUUACGCGGUGGCUCACCAAACGGAAGAGGACGGCCAGCCGCGUGCGUCGCGCGCGCAACCUGCGCUCGAGGAACGACCUGGUGAUUCGCCUCGUGCGGGACCUCUGCGAUCGCAAGCUCGCGACGGCUGCUGCUGCCGCGGCUGCUGCUGCUGCUGCUGCUGCUGCUGCUGCAUCAUCGGUUGAGGGAUGUGGGCGUGGUGCUUCAGCGAUCGCUGCUGGUCCUGGCGCUGGUGGUGCCGGUUCUUACGGCCGUCGGCUGCGAGAUGCGUCGGCUAUGCAAGACAAGGAGUUUUCGCUGGGAGCGAUGCUUGUGGUGGCGCCCGUGGUGCGGGAACACUUUCGCCUCCCUGACGCGCUGGCGUGGAAGCAGCAGCUGCAGCACCACCAGCAGCAGCAGCACCAGCAGCAACCACCAUUCUCGGAGCAAUACACGGUCGGAAGCGGCGACGACGCGGUGAGCAACGCGGGAGUUGCUUCGUGGAGUGAGGGCUGUUACGAGAACGAUGCUGGUGGUGGUGGUGGUGGCGCCACGCGUUGCACUGGUUUCCGUGGCUGGACUGGCGGGGGAGGCGAAGAGAGCGACGGUGCGAAUGUCGUGACUGUGGAAGUGGGAGUGGGUGGUGGGUUUGGCGGGGCUGGUAGCGCCGGCGGAACGGUGGUCGUGCCCGUGGGUCCGCUGCGGGUUGUUAUGGUCGAUGCUUCUGCUACUGCUGCUGCUGCUGCUGGUGAUGAUGAUGCUGAUGAUGAUGCUGCGGCUGCUGACGUGUCUCUUCAUGCUGCUACUGCUGCUGGUGUUGCGGAUGGUGCUACCGAUGGUGGUGGUGCUGCUGAUGGUGGUGCCGUUGACACCGUUCUUACUUACGCGGAUGCCGAAACUCGGGCUCCGCUUUUCACCCAAUUUGUCGAUGAAUCAACCCUGGCCGCUGCUCGCCCGCGAGGCCUGGACGCGGGAGCGCCAGAGGUGUCUCAGCUCUCAGGAAUGCCGGGAGUGUCGGGAGUGUCGCAAGUGCCUGCAACGAGCGGAGGUUCCAAUGUGCUAGUUGCGAAGGUUGCGGCGGCUGUUGCGGAAGGGGAUGGGGAGAGUGAAAAGACGGAGGAGGAAGGGUUGGAGGACGCGGCGGGAGGGCGAGGUGAUGGGGAGGUGGUGAUGGGGUGUGCGGAGGAGGAAGAGGAGGACGAGGACGAGGAGGAAAACAAGGAACUGAUUGAGAAUCUCUUGCAGUUUAAGAGAAGCGCCUCGCGCGAGGCACUUCCAGCGCUGACUGCAGCGGUGGCGGCGGCGCCUGCUGUUGGUGCGGUGGCAGAGGGGGGCGGGGUGGAAUAUGGAGAGGCUGAGGCUGGGUACGCGAGCAGCGAGGGCGAAGGCAUAUCGUCGCACGAAGACGCGGACAUGCACGAGGCUGACGCUGCGACUGCGGCUGCGACAGCUGUGACUGCUGCGACGGAACGACGCCCCGGAGUGGUCGCACUUGGGAUCGUGCAGAUGGCGCGCGGAGUCGCACAGCAGGUUGCGCGCGAGGUCGCGGUGGUUCAGACAUUGGCGGGGGGGCUGUGCGACGGGCUGGGCGACGAGCUGGGUGAGGGAGCGACUCUGGAAGUGGCAGUGCAGGGUCUGCUUCCUGGAAGCUGCGCGUUGAAUGAAGUGGCAGUGGUGCCGGUGGUGUGCAUCAACGACGUUGCAGGCGACGCGGGCGAUGCUGACGACGCGAAUGACGCGAACGGCGUUCGUAUGACCAUUCAUCGUGCUGCGCCUUACAGUCCUGCUGCUCCCCGUCAUGUUCCUGUUGUUGCUGCUGCUGUGGCUGCUGCUGCUUUUGGUGCUGCUACUGGCGGCGCUGCUGUUGUGCACUACGAAGUGCCAUGCGAAGGAGAGGCGGUGGUUUGUAACCCGGUUACCAGCAAGCCGGACGGUCCGUGUAACGAUGACGGUCGUGUGACUGGGGAGCCGUCGGAUGCUGGUGGCAACCCGUCCGAGGUUACCGAGAGCCAGGAAACGCCGCAACUCGAGGAGCACGAGCAGGGUAUCUGCGAGUCCAAGCACGCCGAGGGGUCGCUCGAGGAGCAUGCCGGGCCCUUAGAGCAGGCGGACGCGUUGGCUCGUGCAGUGCAGAUUCAGGAGGAGGAGAACAAGCGGCUGAGGGAGGCGUUGGCAGCAGCGCGUGCCACGUGGAAGGCAGUGCAGGACGAGAACAAGCACCUGCUGCAACAGAUGACUCUCCACGGCCUCGUGCUGCCGCCCUCUGCAAUUGCCAAGGCGCAUCACCUGAAGAAAUCUCCUCCGCCAUCGCAACAGCAGCAGCAGCAGCAGCAGCAGCAGCAGCCGCAGGAGACUGGGGCAAGCGCACCCUUUUCUCCUCCAUCCGCGUCCUCUUCAUCCGCAGCAGCAGCUGCGGCGCGUUGCCCUCCCGCCCUCCCCCCGUUCCUCUCCCCCUUCGCCCCUCCCCCGCCCUGGGCUUGCCUCUCUCCCCAUCCCGCCAGACUGCCGCUUCCGCCCUUCUUCCGCUCAUCCGCGCUCCCUCUCCCCUCGCUCUUCCACAAGGGCCUCCCCGUGGGCCCCUGCGCCCCUGCGUGGUUCUCCCGCUCUGCCCCCCCCGCGCCACUUGCUUGGGUGGGGAUCUCCCCCCCGCCCGCGCCCCUUCCCCCGCCGUCCGCUGGUGUUGCUGCCUCCUCUGCCGCGACAGCUGCUGCUGCUGCUGGUGUAGCCGUGCAGGGUGCAGCAGGUGCAGGGCAGGGCUGCGUAGGAGCAGUGGGGGUGCCUUCGCUUGCGUUUGCGGCAACAGCAGGGGGUGAAUCUUUAGCUGCAGCAGCCGCUGGUGCAGCUGGUGGUGGUGGUGCUGGUAGUUGUGUGGGGAGUGGCGUGGAUGGUGAUGGAGGGAGUGCGGCGGCGGCGGCAGCGAGCGCAGGUGCUGGUACUGCUGAAGUCUAUAACGAGGAGAAGCAAGGUGCUGGUGCUGCUGCUGCAGUUGCUGGAACGGACCAGUUGCCACCGCCAGCAGCGGCAGCAGCUGCUGCUGGCCCUGAGUCCACGUCUGGGGCUGUACCUUCCUCUCCUGCUGCUUCUGCAACCCCAGCCACAGCUGCAGUAACAUCUUCGAUGUCAGCAUCAGCACCUGCACCCGGACCCGCAUCCGCGUCUGCUGCUGCAGCCGCUAAGACUGUGUCGGCGACCUUGCCUUUCUCCUCUUCCCCUGCUCCUUCCGUCUCCUCCGCGGGUUCCCUUCGCCCGCUCUCAAUGAUCCCGCCCUCCUCGCUCUUCCUCCCCCCUACUCACUUCCACCAUCAGCACCACCGCCACCACCACCAGCAGCAGCAGCUGCUGCAGCCGCAGCACCAGCAGCACCCGCAGCACCAGGCCCAGCAACAGCAGCAGCAGCAGCAGCAGCAGCAGCUCCCCUCGCCCUUCCCCUUUUACUUCCCGCCCUCCUUCUUCUCCGUCCCCCCGCACGUGCACCCAUCCGUGCUGCCCCGCCACACCUCCCCCCCCACUGCUCCUGCCUCUGUCACUGUUGGCGCUAAGCACGACCAUGAUGCUACCAAGCCGCGCCGUGCAAGACCCUCCCCUCCCAGCACCGCUGCAGGGGUGGGGGCUGGUGUUGUAGACGGUGCGUCUGCUGCUGCUGUGUCCCCUACUGUAAACGGUGCUGCUGGUGCUGCAGCUGGUGUUGGGAGAGAGGGAGCGGGCAAUUGUGGGUCAGGCGGUUCAGGCGGCAAUGCUUUGGGAGGGGGAGGGGGAGUUGCUGUAUCAUCAGGGCUGGCGGGCGGUGGUGGUGGUGGUGGCGCUAGUGGUGUUCCCCGUGUAGCCAAGAAAGCACAGAGCAGGAUGAGGGCCAAGGCAAUGCUGUCUGCAGCAGCAAAAGAAGCAACACAUGUGCCCGUACCGCCAGCAGGUGGGGCAGCUACAGCAGCACCGGUCGCACUGUCACCAAAGGGAGUAGUGGGUGCUGGUUCUGCUGCUGCUGCUGCUGCUACCGGAACAGCUGCUGCUUUUGCCGCUGCUGCUGCUGCUGCGGGUGUUAGUGGAGGUCCCAAGCUCUUCCCUCAUUUUCGUAACGCUGGCGCUCACCCCGGGGGAGCCAUUGGCUUGAUGCCUCUACCCCCUGGCUUCCCUGUCCCCCCUCCUUCGAUUCUUGCCGCGGCUGCUCGCUCGCAGUUCCUAAUCACCAGGGGCCAUAUGCCUGUGCGUACUUCUGUCACUGGGCAUCUCCCCACAGCCCCACCUUUCCAUGCUUUACCAGAUGCGGCAGCAGCAGCAGCAGCCUCUGCUGCUGCUGCGGCGGCUGCUGCUUCUCGGAGCCGCAACUCUGCUUUCACGUUUCCCAUCCGCCCCAUUUCACGAAAGUCGGGGGUAUCGCCUUGUCCCCCCCCCACUCCGCGUCCGUCCCCCCCAGCCGGCCCCUCUCCUGCCUCUUCCGGAGCAGUAGUAGCACCAGCAGGCGCUGCUGUUGCUGUUGCUGCUCCUGGUGCCGCAGUUUGCAGUGUGGCCACUGGUAAAUUCGUCGAUAAUUCCGAGCAAGAGACUAGCAACAGUUUCCUGGCAGGUACUGCUGCUGCUGCUGCCUCUGCCACUGCCACCUCUAGAUCGUCCGAGAGAAAGCCAUCGGGUUUUGUUUCUCCAUCCGCAGCAGCAAUAUUACCAUCCUCAGGAGGAGUGUCUGCUGUUGAAGCUGCAGGGUCGCUCCCUCCGUCCCCUGGUGGCGUUGCUUCGUCUGGUAGCAAGAAGCGAGCAAGGGAGGAUGAGGAAGAGGAGGGUGGGAGGGCUCUGAUGGCUGCUCAGACCCGUCCUCUCGCUGGUGCUGUGUCCUCAGCCGUUCCGUCAGCAGCAGCAGGAGUAGCAGGAGCGUCAGUUGCUGCUGCUGUGUCAGCAGCAGCAGCAUCAGGAGGCAGCAGUCAAGUAACAAGCCCGCGCCCCUCUCCCCCGCACACGCCAUGCGAGAGCAUCACCCGAGCCAAGAUCAAGACCGAAUCAGCUUUCUCCCACGGCCCUCUCCCCGUCCAUAUUCCUCCCUCUCUCCCCAUGCCUAUGUCCGGUGUGAGAGUGCAAGCAGGCCCCCCUGGGCCGAUGCCGGAGCCUCUGGUAGUGCUGCUGCCAGGGGGAGUGAGAAUGCCAUGCCCCUGGCCCGCCCCUCUCCCCCGCCAUCCGAUCAUGCCGGUCACGGCUGGAGGGGUAGCAGGAGGGGUAGGAGGAGUGGGAGUGAUGGGGCCGGUGGGUGUUGGCAUGGGGAGUGCGGCUGCUGAGGCGAGGAAGAGGAGGAGGGAGGUGAAGAGGAGCAAGGUCAUGAUGGGGCACAUGGGGUUGGCAGGCGUGCACUUCUCGCCAGCAGGUGCUGCUGCUAAUGGCGGGGCUGCUGUGGGUACAAUGGCAGCUGCAGCAGGUGUGGGUGGUGGUGUAUCUGCUACUUCUACUGCUACUGCUACUACUACUACUGUUACUACUGCUGCUACUACUGCUAUUGCUGCCGCUGCUGGGUUCUCUCACGUGCCAGGGGAGGUGUCGAGGCAUCGCCUGCCGCCCGCAGACGUUGCUUGCGGCCCUCCGCUUCUCUCCACUGCCCCCACCUGCUGAUAUUGACAACGUUGCUGCUGAGCUGAGCCUGCUGGGGUGAUUUCCUGAUUCACUGCUUCACAAGUUCCCUGGUUCACUGGUUCACUGGGGGCGUGGUCCAAUGUGGCCCAGUGCGUCCCUGCUAGUUGAGCUGCCGUUUCACAGAUUUUUAGGUCAAGUUACCUACCACCAGCUCCUCCCGCUCCUGUUUAUCCAUUGAAGUUCCGUCCCAUUCGCCUCACCACAUCACAUUUUCCAUCUUGCUGAUCAAGGUCACGGUACCUUCGCACGCACCCGCCUUCACCCACCCACCCACCUCCACCCACCUGGUCCCACCUGGACCCACCCUGUCAGAUGCAUCAUCUGCUGAUCCAUCAGUAUCCAACAAUCAUUUCAUUCCAGUCGGCCAGCCGUGUGAGCCAUGUCAGCCUCAUUAUCGGUGUCCAUAUCCGCCGCUUCCAUUGCCCGUCAAGUGGUUCCCAUGCCCGCACCACACCACUCCCCACCAUUCUUUCAACGCUGGUUGUUUCGCCGCGGUUACCACGUGCAGCAGCCUCGGCUCGAAUGUACAUCCUGUGCAUACUGUAUGCUUGCGCUGCUGCUGCUGCCGCCGCCUAAGCCACCAUUCAACCCCUGCUGCCCGUGCUUGUGCGCGUGUCGCUCACGCACACGCACAGGGUUCUCUCAUUGCAUGGCAUGGCACAUCAGCAAGCAGCAUGACUCCACCAGCCUGCUUUUCCGCUCAUGCCAAUGCAUGCAUGACUGGCAUGCAUGACUGGCAUGCAUUUGCUGUCUGUCACGCACACCAUGCAUCCCUCCUGUCACUAUCCAUGCACAUGCACGGUUGCUUCUUCCAUGCAUGCUCUCCCAGCACAUGCCAAAGCGCUUCAACUCCCCUAUACAUAGACUUGCAUCCUUGCAUCAAUUCAUGCUGUAUGUGCUCAAGCAUGCAUGCCUGUGCAUCUGGCCAUAUACUUAUGGACCUUGCCCUGAGGCUGAGCUCUAGCUUGAUCCUUACACUGACAAUGCCAUGCUGUUCCUGCCGAAGAGGGAAGCAGUGUUGGUUUGCUGCUGUGCAUUCGACUGCUGUUUGUUCCUCGACUUGCUUUUGGCCUUGGCUCUGGUGGAUCAGUAGGAACGAUUUUGCUUGUGCUUUUUUUGCUUUUAUUAGAUUUGAAAAUGAUAGCUGAUGUAGGUUAUGAUGAUGGGGGUUAGACAGCAGAGCUUCCAAAGCUCAGACAGGUGGGACAAACAAUGGAAAUAAUUAUGUAAAUAUUAUGGGAAAAUAAUAGA